Molecule: messenger RNA, 1683 nt
Organism: Aspergillus campestris IBT 28561
Lineage: Eukaryota; Fungi; Ascomycota; Eurotiomycetes; Eurotiales; Aspergillaceae
Product: DUF3176 domain-containing protein
Exons: 2
Coding region: 1-1683 (560 amino acids)
Source: RefSeq, a predicted model, not a curated record
AUGAGCAGUGAAACCUCUAUCCUCAGCCCUCCGAAGACCCGCCGACCAUUUUCGAUUCUUGACAGGAUCUUUUUGAGGUCCCCCAAUGCCAAAUUUCUCGGCUCCAGCUGGUCCUUGGAGAUUGUCAACGGCGGGAUAGCCCUUGCAUCGUUCGCAAGCAUCGUGGCAGUCCUCGCCUGGUACGAUGGCCGACCCAUGCCUGACUGGCCGGAGGGCAUCACACUGAACGCCAUUUUGUCAGUGUUGACGAGCAUUAUGAAAGCUGCCAUGGUUCUCAUCAUCACCGAGGCACUAUCCCAACUCAAGUGGUCAUGGUUCAAUCAGCGGAAGCAGUUGAGCGAUCUGGCGGUGUUGGACGCGGCCAGUAGGGGUACUCCAGGCGCGAUUUUGGUCCUUACCCGGUUUAUGCCCAAGCAUUUGGUCAGCCUUGGCUGUUUCGUUCUCGUUAUCGCCGUCGCUAUCGCCCCCUUUGUGCAGCAAAUCGUUGCCAUCCAAUCCCGCGCCGUGCACACGCCCGCUGCACCCUCCGUCAGAAUCUGUGACACCAGCAUCUACACGGAUUAUGACCAGGGCGAGGGCCCUGGCAUGAACAAGCUCCCAUUGGGUACGACGGCAGCCCUGUACAGCGGCAUCUUCCAAAGCCAGAGCACCGUCAGUGAUGCGAGUCUAGCGUCGUGCCCGACGGGGAACUGCACGUUCGCCCCGUAUCAAUCGCUGGGGUUUUGCUCUCGUUGCUCCAACAUCACUGAUCUGCUCAGUAUGACGACCACGGGCGGGAGUAGCCUCACGAUGAGGACCUCGAAUUUCAAGCUGCCCAACGGAUGGAAAUUCCAGACGGGGAUGAACUUGAAGAAUCUCAUGAACAGCACCACCGGUCGGCCUCUGCUGCGCGUGGAUACGGCCAACGUGCCCGUCGUCCUCAACUUCACAGCCAUCAGUUCCUCUGGUUUGGGCGCGGCCGCCUCUGCCACCGAGUGUGCCUUAUAUUUCUGUGUUCAAACGUACGAAGCCAGCGUGGCCGACGGGAAAUUCACCGAAAGAAUACAGUCCACUGCGUCCUCAGAGGUCACGAAAACAGCCGACGACCCCGCCCAAGACAUACGGCUGACCCCGGAGACGUGCUAUGUCAACGGAACGAAACAGGCCCCAGAUAAAUGCACCUACAAAGUGAACUGGCUGAGCCGCGUGUCCAUGUCCAACUCGCUGUCGCCUUUGCUCAAAGGUGACGGUUCGCUGUUCGUCAGAAACCGACCGGAUUGGUCCUCCGAUACUGUGCGGGCCGUCUACGGCAACGAGGGCAACACUACGGAGAUCGAUUCCGUUUUCCACUCACUGGCCACUGCACUGACCAGACACGCACGAUCGUCGGUGUGCCACGCCCGCACGGUGACCGGCAUCACCUGGGGACAACAGUCGUUUGUCCACGUGCGGUGGGGCUGGUUAGUUCUACCGGGAGUGCUGGUGGUCCUCAGUCUCAUCUUUCUGGGCAUAACCAUCUUCCACACGCGAAACCAAUUUAUCUGGAAGUCCUCCCCGCUGGCUCUCUUGUUCUCGGGGCUUGGAUUCGAAGCGCCGACCAUGCGGGACCCGACGCUCAAUGGCAUGGAGGAUAUGUCCCGCAACUUGAAUGUAUGGCUGGAGAGCUCCACGGGUGGUAUUCGGCUCCGGGAGGAUGCUCGAUAA